AUUGACUAUCCCAAAGUCAAAGAUCAAGGAGAUGGCCUCUUCCGGAAUCUACAAGCUGGAUGUUGGGAAACCUUACCUGAAUAACUGCUUUCCAGCCAAGAAUCUCCGGAUGGCCGAGGAAGGCCGAGGACACUGGGUAGUAGCUCGGAAAUCGAACUCCAAGAAGAAGGCCCAGGGUGCGACUGAGGCAGCUGAAGGCCAGGAGAACCGGAAGACGAGUUGUUUAGAGCUCAAGGGAAAGAGGCCAUCGAGGUGGAAAAGCCAAAUGGCUUUUCCUGGAUACGUCCUGGACCGGGCUUUUCUGCUGAAGCACCACUGCGUGAGGAAGCCCGCGGACCUGGCCAGCAUCAACGUGAGCGGCCUGAAGUUCUCCAAGGUGAAGGACAAGGACUUCAAGCACUUCCAUUCCGUUAUUUACAUCAAUGCCUCAGAAAACCUGCUGCCUCUAGAGGCAUUUCACACAUUUCCAGCCCUAAAGGAGUUGGAGCUAGCACUUAAUAACAUCAAAACCAUCUAUGUGAAAUAUGGAGACUUCAAGUGCCUGGAGUUCCUGGACCUUUCCUUCAACAGCCUGACUGGGGAGGCCAUCUGUGACCUGGGCAUUCUGCCACAUCUCCGCGUCCUGCUCCUCACAGGAAAUGGGCUGACCUCCCUGCCUCCCAAUUUGGCAGUCACAGAGCAGGAAGCGUCUGAAACAAGCAUGGCGGCGAGCAAGAGGUACGUCCUGAGGUUCCCAGCGCUGGAGACGCUGAUGCUGGAUGACAACAAACUGUCCAACCCCAGCUGCUUUGCCAGCCUGGCCGGGCUCCGGAGACUGAAGAAGUUGAGCCUGGAUCAAAACAGGAUCUUCCGGAUCCCGUACCUACAGCAGGUUCACCUCCUCGAUGGGUCGGGGGACUGGGUUGGAGGCAGGGACAGUUCCCUGAAAGAGCACCACUCCACACUGCAACCCAAGUCGUGGAUGUACGAGGCCUCCGACGAGCAGCCGGACUACACUGUACUGCCCAUGAAGAAGGAUGUGGACCGGACAGAGGUGGUAUUCUCCUCGUACCCUGCAUUUUCAACCUCACAGCCAACCAAAGUAUGUACUCUUCCACCCAUAUUCGAGAUUCUUCCUGUAAAGUCUCUGAAGGCCAGGAACCAGACACUGGCCCCGCCCUUCCCAGAGCUGAGGUACCUUAGCCUGGCCUACAACAAGAUCGCGAGGGAGGACGCGCUGCUGCCGGUGGCUCUCUUCCCGUCUCUCUGUGAGCUCGUCUUCCAUAACAACCCUCUGGUGGCCCAUACUCGAGGGGUCCCUCCACUGUUGAAGAGCUUCCUCCAGGAGCGGCUGGGGAUCCACUUAAUUCGAAGGAAGAUAGUAAGGGCUAGGCACCCCCACAUUUUGAUGUCACGGAAGGAAUCAAGGAAGGUGAAAACUCAAGUCCCAAAGGUGCCCAAACAGCACCUGGUGCUCCAGGAGCCGUCUCUGACUGCUGUUGGGUCUCUGACGAGGGGUGAGGCAGAGCUGGAGGCAGACCCCACUGAAGAACCGUCCGCUGCCAAACUCAGUCCUGUGGAGUCUGAGCUGCCCAUCGAGGGCAUCGAGGGCCUCUCUGCCUCGCACCGAACCUUCAUUCCACUGCCUCCCAUUUGCUCCAACUCCACGGUGCACAGCGAAGAGAUCCUGUCCCGCCCGAGUGAUGGAGCCGGCCACCUCAGCCCCGAGCACCCAUCAGACGAAGACACCAAAAGCACUGAGUCCAUCUUCUUGACCCAGGUGAGUGAGCUGCCGCCCUCCGUCCAGAAGGACGACUCAAAGGUGAGGAAGCAUGACCACAAGAGGCCAUCGACAGCACCCAAAGAGACGAAAAGGGCUCGAAGGAGGCGUCCAUCUGCCUUCAUGCUCCCCCAAAAGUACCACGGCUACGAGGAGCUACUGACAGCCAAGCCGGACCCAGACUUCGCUGAGCCAAAGGGGACCCAGAAGAAUGCGAAGGCCUUGCAGCAAAUCCUGAAGCAUCCGCUCCUGUACCACCCCCCCAAGGCCAAGGUGGACACCCUCUGGAAACCCCCUUCCACUGUCCCCAAGGAGAAGCGGGCCCCGAGGACCCCGGUUCCACCCCCGCGAAAGACCCGAGCCCAGCUGCUGGAUGACAUCCUCAGGCGCAUGCGGGACCCCCGGAACAUCACAGAGGCGCCACUAGGCACCGUGCUGCGCGGGCGCGCCGAGCCGCGCCUGGUGAACCAGAAGCAGUACCUGGAGGCCAAGCGGCUGCUGAAGGAGUUCCAGGCGCGCUACCGGCAGCUGGUGCGCGGCUCCUUGCGCACCGUGUUCGGGCAGCAGCCGCCGCCGCCGCCGGCCCCUGCGCUGGCCGAGGCCCAGCCCAAGUUCGGCCGCUUCCUCGAGUUCAUGGACGAGUUCUGCCAGGAGCCCCCGGCCAGCGACUCCAAAGGCUAG
Molecule: messenger RNA, 2440 nt
Organism: Echinops telfairi (small Madagascar hedgehog)
Lineage: Eukaryota; Metazoa; Chordata; Mammalia; Afrosoricida; Tenrecidae
Gene: XRRA1
Product: X-ray radiation resistance associated 1
Exons: 18
Coding region: 32-2440 (802 amino acids)
Cellular component (GO): nucleus
Molecular function (GO): protein binding
Source: RefSeq, a predicted model, not a curated record